Molecule: messenger RNA, 1224 nt
Organism: Dama dama (fallow deer)
Lineage: Eukaryota; Metazoa; Chordata; Mammalia; Artiodactyla; Cervidae
Product: betaine--homocysteine S-methyltransferase 1
Exons: 8
Coding region: 1-1224 (407 amino acids)
Molecular function (GO): zinc ion binding; betaine-homocysteine S-methyltransferase activity
Source: RefSeq, a predicted model, not a curated record
AUGGCACCGGCUGGCGGCAAAAAUGCCAAGAAGGGCAUCCUGGAACGGCUGAACUCUGGAGAGGUCAUCAUCGGAGAUGGAGGGUUUGUCUUCGCGCUGGAGAAGAGGGGCUACGUGAAGGCAGGGCCCUGGACCCCAGAAGCCGCCGUGGAACACCCAGAAGCAGUUCGCCAACUUCAUCGAGAGUUCCUCAGAGCUGGCUCCAAUGUCAUGCAGACCUUCACCUUCUAUGCCAGUGAAGACAAGCUGGAGAACAGGGGAAACUAUGUUGCAGAGAAAAUAUCUGGGCAGAAAGUCAAUGAAGCCGCUUGUGACAUUGCGCGGCAAGUGGCUGAUGAAGGAGAUGCUUUGGUAGCAGGGGGCGUGAGCCAGACACCUUCGUACCUUAGCUGCAAGAGUGAAACUGAAGUCAAAAAAGUCUUUCAGCAACAGUUAGAGGUCUUCAUGAGGAAGAACGUGGACUUCUUGAUUGCAGAGUAUUUUGAACACGUUGAAGAGGCUGUAUGGGCAGUUGAAGCCUUGAAAGCAUCAGGGAAACCAGUGGCGGCAACUCUGUGCAUCGGCCCAGAGGGAGACUUGCACAGCGUGACCCCCGGGGAGUGUGCGGUGCGCCUGGUUAAAGCAGGAGCUUCCAUUGUGGGGGUGAACUGCCAUUUUGACCCCACAAUUAGCUUACAAACAGUGAAGCUCAUGAAAGAAGGCUUGGAGGCUGCGGGACUGAAAGCCCACCUGAUGAGUCAGCCCUUGGCCUACCACACUCCCGACUGCGGCAAGCAGGGAUUUAUUGACCUGCCAGAAUUCCCCUUUGGACUGGAACCCAGAGUUGCAACCAGAUGGGAUAUUCAAAAGUACGCCAGAGAGGCCUACAACCUGGGGGUCAGGUACAUAGGCGGGUGCUGUGGAUUUGAACCCUACCACAUCAGGGCAAUUGCAGAGGAGCUGGCCCCGGAGAGGGGAUUUUUGCCACCAGCUUCAGAAAAACAUGGCAGCUGGGGAAGUGGUUUGGACAUGCACACCAAACCCUGGAUUAGAGCCAGGGCCAGGAAGGAAUACUGGGAGAAUCUUCGGAUAGCCUCGGGCAGGCCGUACAACCCUUCCAUGUCAAAGCCGGACGCCUGGGGAGUGACCAAGGGAACAGUCGAGCUUAUGCAGCAGAAGGAAGCCACAACCGAGCAGCAGCUGAGAGAGCUCUUUGAAAAACACAAGUUCAAGUCUGCACAGUAG